GCAGAAGAAGAUGUCCUGUCCACUGCGCAUGCGUGUCACAUCCAAUAUGUCUGCGCCCUACAGCAAGUGGUGGUUGACAUCCAGCCCUUAAUCGCAACUACACAUGCUGGCAGUCCACUUAUUUCACAGGCUUUUUAAAUUCCAAAUGAAAUGAUCAGGUUGGGUUGUGGUAGUCGUCUUCCGCAGAAAUACCGUGUACCACUAAUUGUGGUUGUUGGCGACGUAAACCUUUUACAAUUGAAAUUUAAUCAAAAUAAAGCACUGCUUUUGUAAUACAUGCACGCCGAAUUCAAGAAUGUCUUCGUUGGAUACAGAAUAUCUCUUAAUAUAGCAAUUAUAGGGGAUUCUAUUUUUAUUAGAAAUAAAAACAUAUACAAUCCUAAAACUUUUGAAUGAAAUUUGGCCGAAUGUUCCUUCCGGACUAGAGAGGAGCAUGUACCAAAGCCAAGUUGUAUUGGUAUCUGUUUUUUUUCUGCCACACAGUGAAUCUUCCAAACAAAUCUGCUAAUAUAAUGGCUUAUAGAAGAGCUGUAAACCUUCUUCUGAGAGGAAAAGAGUGUGUCUUUAGUCUGUGGAUACCUCGUUUUCAAAAUUCACCAAAUGCCAUCAGCCAAAGUGUUAGAUUUCAUGAACACGCCAAUAAUCACAGUGGCAGAACUACAAGAACUCUUCACACCAGUACACCAUUGAUGGUGGCCAAGUUACUGUCGGUGGAUGAGCUUUUUGCCAAGAGGUCUCUGCAGGAAUACUUGAAGAAGAUGGAGACAGAGUACAGUGAAUGUUUGAGAGCAGUCAACAACAGUGUGACGGAGGAGCAGUGCAGUGAGGACGAACUGAAGGCCAAGAGGACCAAAGUGUCCCUGCUGGCUCCUCUUAUCCAGAGCAUCAGAGAGCUGGACACCAAACAAAAAGAGAUCGCGGAGACUGAGACGCUCCUGAAAGAUGAAGACCCAGCCCUGCGAGAACUGGCGGAGCUGGAAAGAGAAGGCUGUCUGCAAGAUAUUCAGCAUUUUAGACAAAAGAUCUUGGAUCUGUUGAUCCCUGAGGAGGAGGCAGAUCUGAGCGACCUCGUCCUGGAGGUUACAGCCGGUGUCGGGGGUCAGGAGGCCAUGCUGUUCACUGCUGAGGUGUUUGACAUGUACCAGAGCUACGCUCAGCACCACGGCUGGUCCUUCGACAUCCUGGAGCACAUGACCAGUGAAAUAGGUGGACUACGUCACGCCUCGGCCAGCAUCAGCGGCCCUCAGAGCUACAAGAGGAUGAAGUUUGAGGCUGGAGUCCAUCGAGUUCAGAGGGUUCCCAAGACUGAAAAACAGGGCAGAAUGCACACCAGCACCAUGACUGUGGCUGUACUGCCCCAACCCACUGAGAUAUCUUUCACAAUAAACCCGAAGGACCUCAGGAUAGACACUAAGAGAGCGAGUGGAGCUGGAGGUCAACAUGUCAACACCACAGACAGUGCAGUCAGAAUAGUCCAUCUGCCGACAGGCGUGGUUGCAGAGUGCCAGCAGGAACGGUCCCAGUUGAAGAACAGGGAGAAGGCCAUGAAGGCUCUGAGAGCAAAACUGUACAGCAUGAAGCUAGAAGAGGAGACCAGCAUACGCUACAACCAGCGUAAAAUACAGAUUGGCACCAAAGGCAGAUCAGAGAAGAUUCGAACCUACAACUUUGCCCAGGACCGUAUAACAGACCACCGGAUCGGCCUGACGGUGCACGACAUCAAGAGCUUCCUGCUGGGAGAGGAUCUGCUGGACGAGAUGAACUCCUCGCUACAGGAGUUCUCCAAUCAGGAGACGCUUGUGGAACUGCUGGGAGAAAACAACCAGGAGGGCUCAUGACUUUGGCUCAGAGGAACAUGGAUUCUGAUGGAAUGGAAACUUCUUGCUACAUGUUUUAGCAAAGCGCUAACACUGUAAUGUUGGCCUUUCCUACUCUGCUUCAAAUUCUGCUGGAAAAAAACUGAUGAAAAGCACCAUGAUGGAAUAUAAGGGUGUCCAAGUCUUAAUGCUUCUGCCCAUCAAGAGUAAAAAACAAAAAUAAGCAGACAUUUUAACUUCCAUACUCAUGUCCAGGAAUGACAAGCAAUGUCAGCACAAACAUAAAAGUGGCUAAUAAAAUGACUCAACUAUGGAGUGAUCAUAAAGUCUUGUACUUGAACAUGAGCUGUAAUAAUACUGACUCAUUAGUUUCUACCAACACCAGAGUUUCUUGUCACAUUUAUUCAGCAGCAGCAUUGCCUCUCUGAUGCUGGAACGUUUCUAGGGCUGCACGGAUGCUCUGCUAUUUAUUUAACUGAUAUUGAGCUUUUAUUGAAAAUUGACAGCAUUCGCAAAUGUCUUUUUCCAAAUAUUCAGUCAGUAACAGUAUGUGUUUUGUUAAGUAAUUAUUUAUUCAAAAUCAGUGGUGUGGUGCUGCCCUACCUUGAAGAGCUGCAAACUCAUGUACACUCUAUGGCCAAAAGUAUGUGGACACUGUAAUAAAGCGGACAGCCAAACUCACA
Siniperca chuatsi (mandarin fish) is the source of this 2500-nucleotide messenger RNA. It is a transcript of the gene mtrf1l, whose product is annotated as mitochondrial translational release factor 1-like. Gene Ontology annotation, biological process: translational termination. Lineage: Eukaryota; Metazoa; Chordata; Actinopteri; Centrarchiformes; Sinipercidae. The transcript has 9 exons. The coding region runs from base 513 to 1838 and encodes 441 amino acids. Gene Ontology annotation, molecular function: translation release factor activity. The record is from RefSeq and is a predicted model, not a curated record.